UGUCCUCAUUGGAUGGGCGGAGAAACCAUAGAAACGAGAGCCUGCGUAUGACAAAUGACGUCAUCACGCUCGUACCCGACCUGUCCUUGAAGCCACAACAGAGGCAAGAUGGUCGCAUACUGGAGACAGGCAGGCCUAAGCUACAUCCGCUUCUCUGCUAUCUGCGCCAGCGCGGUGCGCGCUGCGCUGAAGCCGCAGUUCAGAGCCGAGGCGCUGAAGGCCGCGGAAGCCAACGUCAAAGUGGCCAAGCCUAAAGCAGCAGCAUAGCAAGAUGUGAGACCAUGAUGUAGAUGUUUUUGUCCCUGGAGUUGAGGUCCUGCCCCUGUCCUGUCCCGCACACCGUGGAGAAGGAAGAAGAAAAAAAAGAUGGAUGAUAUCAAGAUGGCCUGUUGGAAUGGGGACCUGAAUGAAAUUGCUGUUUUCCCCCCUUUUCAUUUGUAAUUACAAUUGUAUUAAAGAUGAAUAUCUGAGAUUCA
Molecule: messenger RNA, 476 nt
Organism: Scophthalmus maximus (turbot)
Lineage: Eukaryota; Metazoa; Chordata; Actinopteri; Pleuronectiformes; Scophthalmidae
Gene: atp5f1e
Product: ATP synthase F1 subunit epsilon
Exons: 3
Coding region: 109-267 (52 amino acids)
Biological process (GO): proton motive force-driven mitochondrial ATP synthesis
Cellular component (GO): mitochondrial inner membrane
Molecular function (GO): proton-transporting ATP synthase activity, rotational mechanism
Source: RefSeq, a predicted model, not a curated record